AUGGGCAUAGGAGGAUCCAAGGUCUGGAGCUGGCUCUCCCUGCUCAUGAAGCAGAAGGAGAUGCGCAUUUUGAUGGUUGGUCUCGAUGCUGCCGGAAAGACCACCAUUCUCUAUAAGCUCAAGCUAGGCGAAGUUGUCACCACCAUCCCGACCAUUGGCUUCAACGUGGAAACCGUCGAGUACCGCAACAUCCAAUUCACGGUGUGGGAUGUUGGUGGUCAGGACAAGAUCCGUCCCCUGUGGAGACACUACUUCCAGAACACACAGGGUAUCAUCUUCGUGGUCGACAGCAACGACCGCGACCGUGUGCCCGAGGCCCGCGAGGAACUGCAGCGCAUGCUCAACGAAGAUGAGCUGAGGGAUGCCCUUCUCCUUGUUUUCGCCAACAAGCAGGAUCUGCCUAAUGCUAUGAGUGUCGCCGAGAUUACAGACAAGCUGGGUCUCCACAGCCUGCGGCAACGCACCUGGUACAUCCAAUCCACCUGCGCCACCUCGGGUGACGGUCUGUUUGAGGGUCUCGACUGGCUCGCCACGGAAAUCAAGAAGAACAACUAAAGCGACACUUUUGAGUCGCGAGGCCCAGUUCACCUCGCACCUCGGUCAAGCAUGGUUCGAUUGUGAUAUACCAUAAUCCCGUU
This is a messenger RNA of Chaetomium strumarium, 638 nucleotides long. RefSeq names its product ADP-ribosylation factor family-domain-containing protein. Gene Ontology annotation, biological process: intracellular protein transport; vesicle-mediated transport. Gene Ontology annotation, cellular component: plasma membrane; cytoplasm. Gene Ontology annotation, molecular function: GTPase activity; GTP binding. The record is from RefSeq and is a predicted model, not a curated record. Lineage: Eukaryota; Fungi; Ascomycota; Sordariomycetes; Sordariales; Chaetomiaceae. The coding region runs from base 1 to 555 and encodes 184 amino acids. The transcript is spliced from 4 exons.